This is a messenger RNA of Oncorhynchus keta (chum salmon), 3414 nucleotides long. RefSeq lists its product as uncharacterized. The transcript has 3 exons. Gene Ontology annotation, biological process: transmembrane transport. Gene Ontology annotation, cellular component: membrane. Gene Ontology annotation, molecular function: transmembrane transporter activity. NCBI's taxonomy places the organism in Eukaryota, Metazoa, Chordata, Actinopteri, Salmoniformes, Salmonidae. Bases 1940 to 3187 code for a protein of 415 amino acids. The record is from RefSeq and is a predicted model, not a curated record.
UAGCCAAUUGAACCUAUUGUGGGGAGCCUUUAGCCAAUUGAACCUAGUGUGGGGAGCCUUUAGCCAAUUGAACCUAGUGUGGGGAGCCUUUAGCCAAUUGAACCUAGUGUGGGGAGCCUGCACAUUUGGGUUGAUGUUUUAAACUUUGAAAGUCUCCCCUUUCUGUAACUCUUUAGUGUCUAGUAUUUGUACUAUUCAAUAUCCAGUAUCCCUCAAAUACUAUCAGUAUACUGAACAGCAUUCACUAUGGGCCUGUUUCCCUGACCCAGAUUAAGACUAUGGGCAAAAAGCAAGGCAAAGCACCUUUUUUAUUUUUUUGAACAGCGAUAGAUUUAAUCUGGGUCAGGGAAACGGUCUCUGUUUAUAAUACAACGGGGGGUCUAAUCUUGGACGCUGAUUGGUUAAAACCACAGUGCAGCCUGUGUCUUUUCCACAAAUUACCACCGGCUAAAACUAUGAUGUUUAAAUGCCUAUUUAAUCAAUCAAUCAAUCCAAUUUUAUUUAUAUAGCCCUUCGUACAUCAGCUGAUAUCUCAAAGUGCUGUACAGAAACCCAGCCUAAAACCCCAAACAGCAAGCAAUGCAGGUGUAGAAGCACGGUGGCUAGGAAAAACUCCCUAGAAAGGCCAAAACCUAGGAAGAAACCUAGAGAGGAACCAGGCUAUGUGGGGUGGCCAGUCCUCUUCUGGCUGUGCCGGGCGGAGAUUAUAACAGAACAUGGCCAAGAUGUUCAAAUGUUCAUAAAUGACCAGCAUGGUCGAAUAAUAACAAGGCAGAACAGUUGAAACUGGAGCAGCAGCAUGGCCAGGUGGACUGGGGACAGCAAGGAGUCAUCAUGUCAGGUAGUCCUGGGGCAUGGUCCUAGGGCUCAGGUCCUCCGAGAGAGAGAAAGAAAGGAGAGAAUUAGAGAACGCACACUUAGAUUCACACAGGACACCGAAUAGGACAGGAGAAGUACUCCAGAUAUAACAAACUGACCCUAGCCCCCCGACACAAACUACUGCAGCAUAAAUACUGGAGGCUGAGACAGGAGGGGUCAGGAGACACUGUGGCCCCAUCCGAGGACACCCCCGGACAGGGCCAAACAGGAAGGAUAUAACCCCACCCACUUUGCCAAAGCACAGCCCCCACACCACUAGAGGGAUAUUUACUCUGUUUCAUCUCACUAUGCUAUCCACUGUCUCAUCAGCCCAGCCAGGCAAUUUAUAAACUUUAUCUCCACUGUAAAAAGCAUCUAAACAUUAUCUCUAAUUUCUUUUAGACUAACAUUUUGUUUUUCAAUAGUGGAGAUUUAUAUAAAACUUGCUGUCUAUCCCUGACAUUUGCAACAUUGUUUCAAUAUUGAAAUGAGAUCUCCAGCUGUCCCAUAGUAAAUGAGAUCUCCUGCUGUCCCAUAGUAAAUGAGAUCUCCAGCUGUCCCAUAGUAAAUGAGAUCUCCAGCUGUCCCAUAGUAAAUGAGAUCUCCAGCUGUCCCAUAGUAAAUGAGAUCUCCAGCUGUCCCAUAGUAAAUGAGAUCUCCAGCUGUCCCAUAGUAAAUGAGAUCUCCAGCUGUCCCAUAGUAAAUGAGAUCUCCAGCUGUCCCAUAGUAAAUGAGAUCUCCAGCUGUCCCAUAGUAAAUGAGAUCUCCAGCUGUCCCAUAGUAAAUGAGAUCUCCAGCUGUCCCAUAGUAAAUGAGAUCUCCAGCUGUCCCAUAGUAAAUGAGAUCUCCAGCUGUCCCAUAGUAAAUGAGAUCUCCUGCUGUCCCAUAGUAAAUGAGAUCUCCAGCUGUCCCAUAGUAAAUGAGAUCUCCAGCUCUCCCAUAGUAAAUGAGAUCUCCUGCUGUCCCACAGUAAAUGAUAUCUCCAGCUGUCCCAUAGUAAAUGAGAUCUCCAGCUGUCCCAUAGUAAAUGAGAUCUCCAGCUGUCCCAUAGUAAAUGAGAUCUCCAGCUGUCCCAUAGUAAAUGAAUGUGUCGGGGUUGGGAGUCCAGGAGAGGCAGAAAGGCAGGCAGCUUUUCUCAACCAGUCAAAAUCAUGAAUCAGCAUUUUUUUUAUGUACACAUACAAAGAAAUGUCAGUGGAAAACAGGUCAAACUAAACAAAAAGCAGCUAAUUUGCCGUCUUUCCAGCUACAAUUUGAAAUGAUUGUGUUGGCUGUGUUGUUGGCUGUGUUGUUGGCUGUGUUGUUGGCUGUGUUGUUGGCUGUGUUGUUGGCUGUGUUGUUGGCUGUGUUGUUGGCUGUGUUGUUGGCUGUGUUGUUGGCUGUGUUGUUGGCUGUGUUGUUGGCUGUGUUGUUGGCUGUGUUGUUAGCUGUGUUGUUGGCUGUGUUGUUGGCUGUGUUGUUAGCUGUGUUGUUAGCUGUGUUGUUGGCUGUGUUGUUGGCUGUGUUGUUGGCUGUGUUGUUGGCUGUGUUGUUAGCUGUGUUGUUAGCUGUGUUGUUAGCUGUGUUGUUAGCUGUGUUGUUGGCUGUGUUGUUGGCUGUGUUGUUAGCUGUGUUGUUGGCUGUGUUGUUGGCUGUGUUGUUGGCUGUGUUGUUGGCUGUGUUGUUGGCUGUGUUGUUGGCUGUGUUGUUGGCUGUGUUGUUGGCUGUGUUGUUAGCUGUGUUGUUGGCUGUGUUGUUGGCUGUGUUGUUGGCUGUGUUGUUAGCUGUGUUGUUGGCUGUGUUGUUGGCUGUGUUGUUAGCUGUGUUGUUAGCUGUGUUGUUGGCUGUGUUGUUGGCUGUGUUGUCGGCUGUGUUGUUAGCUGUGUUGUUGGCUGUGUUGUUAGCUGUGUUGUUAGCUGUGUUGUUGGCUGUGUUGUUGGCUGUGUUGUUGGCUGUGUUGUUGGCUGUGUUGUUAGCUGUGUUGUUGGCUGUGUUGUUGGCUGUGUUGUUAGCUGUGUUGUUGGCUGUGUUGUUAGCUGUGUUGUUGGCUGUGUUGUUGGCUGUGUUGUUAGCUGUGUUGUUAGCUGUGUUGUUGGCUGUGUUGUUGGCUGUGUUGUUGGCUGUGUUGUUGGCUGUGUUGUUGGCUGUGUUGUUGGCUGUGUUGUUGGCUGUGUUGUUGGCUGUGUUGUUGGCUGUGUUGUUGGCUGUGUUGUUGGCUGUGUUGUUGGCUGUGUUGUUGGCUGUGUUGUUGGCUGUGUUGUUGGCUAGCUCCUCUGAACAACAGUGUCCUGAGGAAACCGCACAUUUCCAAUACCAGGUGAAAUCGUGCAUCAUUAGCUCAUUCUUAUGAAUAAAUGUAUCCAAAUGGCUUAGGUAUCAACCCUAGAUUUGUGUUGGGACUAUAUCUUGUGAAAGGAUUAAACAGUAUGAAUAAACAAAUGAAAAUUAAAGUUUUUAGUGAAAAUUAUGUGACUCAUUAUUGUAAUAUGUUGGUAACCCGUUGUAUAAAAGUGAUGAUGUCAGAGAAGUCUGUGAUUGGAGGAUAUUUUGGCACGGUUUUGCAGACCAAGUCUCGGG